AUGCCCCCACUUUGGGAAGAACCAUCCCCGCUCAAGUUCCCAGCGAUCGUCCGCCGCCGCAUUCUGCUGUUCAAGCGCCAGCUCCCGCUGACGAAUAUUACUGUAUCCUCGAGCAUCUCUUUCAGUAAUCAUACGCCAACGAUUGCCCCGCAGUACGGAGCGCAGCGGUUCCCUUCGCCUCCGACUACGCCAUCACCCGCCUACACAACGCCGAGCGCGAGUUCGCCUCUGAGCAGUUAUUUUGAAUCUCCGUUCCAGCAAGAGCCGCUCGUGCACUCGAGCAACUUGUCUAUUGGCACCGCGAACUAUGGUAGCCACUUUUCUCUUCGCAUGCGUCAGUAG
Molecule: messenger RNA, 342 nt
Organism: Laetiporus sulphureus 93-53
Lineage: Eukaryota; Fungi; Basidiomycota; Agaricomycetes; Polyporales; Laetiporaceae
Exons: 4
Coding region: 1-342 (113 amino acids)
Source: RefSeq, a predicted model, not a curated record